Messenger RNA from Condylostylus longicornis, 2098 nucleotides. Its product is annotated as actin-binding protein IPP. Bases 167 to 1885 code for a protein of 572 amino acids. The record is from RefSeq and is a predicted model, not a curated record. The transcript is spliced from 6 exons. Lineage: Eukaryota; Metazoa; Arthropoda; Insecta; Diptera; Dolichopodidae. Gene Ontology annotation, molecular function: protein binding.
UUGAGUGAAACCAAUUAAUUGAUAUUGUAAAAAUUAAUUAAUAAACAAAUGACGUUAUCUUAAUACGCUUUUUACAAAAUUUAUUUUUAAAUUAAAAAAGAAGAAAGGGUUUUGAUAUUUUUAAUUCAUUUAAAAAUAAUAUAAAAAUAAAAGAAAAUUUAACGAAAUGCCACCUUUAAAAAUGUUCACAACAAAUCAUGAUUAUAGUAAUAAGAAUAAUAAAUGUUUAGCUGUAACACAGAAUACAACAUCAUCAGCAGAACGACAUAAUUCCAGUCCAAUUCCAUCUUAUGCCAAUUUGCAGUAUUCAUUAAAAUUGCUAUCAAAUUUUAAUUCAUUGAGACAAGCAAAUCGUUUUUGUGAUAUUAUUUUAAUUGGUUCCGUUGAAACGAAAAAAUUUCCGGCUCAUAGAGCUGUAUUGAGUGCCGCAAGUGAAUAUUUUGAAGCCAUGUUUCGUCCAGAAUUGGGAUUAUGUGAAGGUAAACAAAAAGCUGUAGUUUUGCCUACAAUCGAUAGUGAAGUAUUAAAUAAUUUAUUGGAUUUCAUUUACACAGGAAAAGUUGAUAUUAAUCAAUCUAAUGUACAAGAGUUACUUGCUGCAGCUGAUAUGUUACAAUUGCAUGAAGUGGUUGAAGGAUGUUGUGAAUUUUUAUGCCGAGAAUUACAUUGUACAAAUGCACUAGGAAUAUUACGUUUUGCCGAAACUCACAAUUGCCAUAAUUUAUUAAAAGCAGCCAUGAAUUUUAUUUGCCUUAAUUUUCCUGCAAUAACACAAGAAGAUGAAUUUUUGGAUACACCACAAAAUCUUCUAUCACAACUUUUAACAUCAGAAAAUCUUCGAGUAGAUAGUGAAUCUCAAGUUUUUCAAGCUGCAUUACGUUGGAUUAAACAUGAUAUAGUUCAAAGACGUUGUCAUGUAUUUGAAAUGUUGGCAUUAGUUCGUUUAGCAUUAGUACCGAUGCGUAUAAUUGAUCAAGCCAUUAAAGAAUGUGGUGACAGUUCAAUACAAAUUGCUUUAAGAUCAAUAUGUCGUGAUAUAGCAUCACGUCGUGGUCAAUUGGUUCCACUACGUGUUAAUCCUAGAAAAUCAGCCAAAAAAUUUGUUUAUAUUAUUGGUGGAUCAAAACGUGAAACAUCAAGUGGUUGGAAUCCUUCCAGUUUUAUAUAUGAAACUGUUGCUAAAUAUGAUAUAUUUAGACGAGAAUGGACUGAAACUGCAAUGGAAAUUGGUAGAAUAUUACCGGGUGUUGCAGCUUUAAAUGGAAAAAUUUAUGUUGUUGGUGGUGAGAAAGGAAGUCAAAUUUUAGCUAAUGGAGAAGUUUAUGAUCCACAAAAUGAUACAUGGCAAGCAAUAUCACCAAUGAUUGUUCCACGAUGUGAAUUUGGUUUAUGUACAAUGGGUGGACAAUUAUAUGCAGUUGGUGGUUGGAUUGGUGAUGAUAUUGGUGGAUCAAUUGAAAGUUAUGAUCCAAUUAAAGAUACUUGGACAAUGGUUGAUUCUUUACCAGAACCAAGAUUUAGUAUGGGUGUGGUAUGUUUUGAAGGAUUAAUUUAUGUUGUUGGAGGAUGUACAACUACUAGUAGACAUUUACCUGAUUUAAUAAGUUAUAAUCCUGUGACUAAAGAAUGGAAUAAACUUUCACCAAUGCAAACAGCUCGAUGUCAAAUGGGUGUAGCUGUUCUAGAUAGAUAUUUAUAUGUUGUUGGUGGUAAUAGUAAUCAUCAGGAUGUUUUAUGUACUGUAGAACGUUACAGUUUCGAUGAUGAUAAAUGGACUAUGGUUACACCAAUGUCUGUUAGUCGUGCUAUACCAGCUGUAGCAGCAGCUGAUGGUCUUCUUUAUGUUGUAGGUGGUGAUCAGGUAAAUUUUUUUUUUUUUUAUUAAAUUUUUUAAAAUUGAAUUUUUUCAAAUUAACUUUGUUUAACAUUUUCUUUGUAGCCCUAUGAAAUUAAUUUUUAUAGAGCUCAAGUAACCAUAAGCUCAGUUGAAUGUUAUGAUCCAUUAACUGAUACAUGGAAAGCAUGUCCUGAACUUCCAAUGAGCCGUUCUGAAGCUGCUGCAGUUGUAGUAUAAAAUAAUUUUAAUAUAGAUGUCGGA